AUGGCGUCCCAAUCAUCUACAGGUAAGUAUUUAACUGUAGAUGUUCAUUACAGUGGAGUAUUUGCCCGAAAUCCAUUGAAAUACUUAGACCUCGAAAAGAUAACAGUGCGUGAUGUCGAUUUUGGAGGAUUUACGUACAAAGAGUUUCUUUUGUGGCUUAGGAAUUUAACCAAUGGAAGUUGUGAUAAUGUGUACUACUGUAGUAGAAAUGAAACCUUGGGUGAGGCUGAGUUGGAUGUCUACAUUGACCACCAAAAUGAUCCAAUCCUUGAUUGGGCUGAAAAUGAGGUGUUAUCAGAUGGUAAUUGGUAUGAAUUGGAUGACAACGAAGAAGAGGAUGAAAAUGAAGAAGAGGAUCACAAGGAAGAAGAGGAUGAUAGUGAUGAAGAAGAUAACUUGGAUGAUAUUAUGGCAUAUGAGCAUGAAGUUGAUGAAGAAGUCCAUACCUUUAACAAAACUGUUGGUGAUGAUUUUUUAAACAAACUUUCAGGUAAGCUUAGUGAUGAUGAUCAACCUAAUGAUGGAAAAGAUGAUAAGGUUGUAUGCCCUGUCCAUGAUGAGAAUCAAGAAUGGGAUAAGAUGGUGCCAAUUCUAGGUUACUGGUGA
Messenger RNA from Lactuca virosa, 606 nucleotides. The record is from the annotation of a GenBank genome assembly. NCBI's taxonomy places the organism in Eukaryota, Viridiplantae, Streptophyta, Magnoliopsida, Asterales, Asteraceae.